UACACAUUUCCAUCAUAAUAUUGUAUGUAGUAUUACUUUACAGGCUCAAAGCACUAAAUCAGAUGGUGUACAGCAUAAGAACAGUGAGGGAAAGAAUAAUGUUGGUUCAUAAACAGGAAGUGAAAGUUAAUCAGGGUUGAAGUGCACGUAAAGUAGGUCAUUCUGCUCCGUCGAGCGCAAAUAAUAAUAUGAUCCUACUUAGCAGCAUUCUCUAGUACAAUAUAUGCUGUGUAUAAGUUAAUCAUGACAACAUUAAGUAUGCUUAAAAAUGCAUUUAGGAGCAGGAAAGGGUGCAGCGUCGCAUCUCUCUACAGGAUGUCCCGCUUUAAGUCUCAAUCAAUUGCUGCUGCUCAGAAAACAUACUUCACAAAAGUGCAAGGGCUGCCAAACAUCACACCACUGGUGAGUUCAGGAGAGGAGACACUUGAGCCCAUUGCCACCACGGUUACAGGCACCAUCCCAACGUGGAUACAUGGCAGUCUGCUGCGAAAUGGACCGGGAAAGUUUGAGUUUGGGAAUCAGUGCUAUAACCACUGGUUUGAUGGCAUGGCCUUGAUGCAUCGCUUUCAGAUCGAAGACGGUCAGGUGACAUACAGAAGCCGCUUUUUGCAAAGCGACUCAUACAAGAAGAGCAGUGAGAGAAACCGCAUCAUGGUGUCUGAGUUUGGCACUGUGGCUCUACCUGAUCCCUGCAAGAACAUAUUUCAGCGCUUCCUCUCCAGAUUUGAGGUGUUAAAGCCAACAGAUAAUGCCAGCGUCAACUUUGUUAAGUACAAGGGAGACUAUUAUGUCAGCACUGAGACAAACUACAUGCACAGAGUGGAUCCAGAGACUUUGGAGUCCAAACAGAAGGUAGACUGGAGCAAUUUUGUGGCAGUGAACGGUGCCACUGCUCAUCCACACUUUGAUCCAGACGGCACAGCUUACAACAUGGGCAACUCCUACAGAAACAAAGGUGCUUUGUACAACAUCAUCAGAGUCCCUCCAGAAAGAGACGACCCCAAGGAUACGCUAGAGGGAGCCAAAAUAUUAUGCUCCAUCGCUCCCUGUGACAAAUCCAAACCCUCCUAUUACCACAGCUUUGGCAUGUCAGAGAACUAUGUAGUGUUCAUCGAGCAGCCUAUUAUAAUGGAUCUGUUUAAGAUAAUAACCGGCAGACUAUGGGGCAAGUCAAUAAAUCGGGGUAUUUACUGGGACCCCAAGCAGGAAACCAUUUUUCACCUUAUCGACAAACAAACUGGAAAGGAAAUGCCAGUAAAGUACUACACCAAGGCCUUGUCCACCUUCCAUCAAAUCAAUGCGUUUGAGCAGGAUGGUUUCCUCAUGUUAGACAUGUGCUGCUCCGAUGACGGACAGGCCAUAAACAACUUCCUGAUCCAGAACAUGCGCCAGUCAGGAGAGGGUCUGGAUGAGAUAUAUAACACAAUGAGUCGGCCACUGCCCCGUCGUUUUGUGCUGCCGCUCCACAUCAGCAGUGAAACACCUCUGGAACAGAAUCUUAACACUCGUCCUGACAGCACCGCCACCGCCGUCUGCCGCACUAAAACUCAGGUGUUUUGCACGUUUGAAGAUCUCUACGGUGAAGACCUGAAAGACUAUGGGGGUUUGGAGUUUCCUCAUAUUAACUACGCCAAAUAUAACACCAAACCUUACAGAUACUACUAUGGUUGUGGCUUCCGUCACCUAGUGGGAGACUCCUUAAUAAAGAUGGAUCUAGAAACCAAAAAGUUAAAGAUCUGGCGCCAGCCUGACCUCUACCCAUCAGAGCCGGUCUUCAUUCCUUCACCUAAUGCUGAGGAAGAGGAUGAUGGAGUCAUUCUGUCUGUCAUCAUCACACCAGUUAAGGAUAAGAGUACAUUUCUCUUAGUUCUAGAUGCCAAAACUUUUGAAGAGCUAGGAAGAGCUGAAGUGCCUGUCAACAUUCCUUAUGGAUUCCACGGCGUUUUCAACUCCAGUGUAUGAAGCUCUUGGGAUUCACUUCAACAAAACACAAACAAACCACAAGUAGCUCUCCAAAAUGCUUAACCUUCAGUACCACUUAUCAAGGCACUUACUGAACAAUAUUUCUAUGAAAUCAACCUAAAGAGAUCCUUAUAUACUGUAUACAGUUAGUUCUCUGUCAGAAACUCACCCAUAUAAAACCAUUGCCAAAAGAAGCUUAGUCCAGAAUUUGUGACCUUUGAUAUCCGCGUCAACAUGUAAAGUCAAGUCACGUUUAUUUCUAUAGCACUUUUUGCCAUACAAACUGAAUCAAUGCAGAGAUUAACAAGAAAACUACUGAAUGAGCGAUCCAUAACAGAGUGAGCUUUAAAAAGAUUUAUUUUAUGGUGUCCUUGUUACACAUUCCAUUUACUCACUGUAGUAAUACUUUUUUUCAGAAUUACAUGCAACUAGACCGAAACAUAACCAUACAGUAAGUACAUGGAGUUAGUCGAUAUUUCUCAAUACUAUAAUUACACUGUAAUGAGGACACUGUUAAACUCUGCAACAAGCAGUUCUACCAAAGACAGCAAUUUUGUUGUUCAGCUUGAGUCAUCCUCGAUACAUAUGACUUUCUUCUUUCAGACAAACCCUAUCAGAGUAGCUUUAAAGGGCACCUAUUUUACCCCUUCUUCAAGAUUUAAGAUAAGUCUUUUGUGUCUCCAGAAUGUGUCUGUAAAGUUUCAGCCCAAAACACCCAUCAGAUUAUUAUUUAUACCUUUCAGAAUAUUGGAAUUUUCUGCUCUGAGCUGUCAGAUAAACAGCAAUGGGACAGACAUGAAGGAAGCAGAUCUCACAUAACGUUCGUCAGAAAUACUGCAGUAAGGUAGUAUCCACUGCUGUGUGGAUAUCCGUUAUGUUAAUGUACAAAAUAAACUUGAUUUAAAGUCCACAAACCGCGAUUGAGGCAUCUUCUUUUAUGAUUGUAAUGACACAGGCUGUUAUGAUAAAGAUGGUAAAAUCGCUGUAAUUCAUCACAAACAUGCACUGUUUUAAAAACAUUUUAAAAACUGGUAAAACUCAUCACAUUUGAUGAUGAUUGAUGAUCACAGAGAGCUGAACAGAUCUUUUAAUCCCAGUUGCUUUGCGCACGUCUUGUCUUGUUGAUAUGAUUAUACGCGUUAGUAUGGAGACAUGUUAAUAUGUGGCUGUAGAUCACUUCGAUGGGCGGGGAAACCGCACUCCUACGUCACAUUGCAGUGGGCCUCAAAAUGGGAGGGAUUUGGAUCCUAUUUUAACGUCAGGAAUAAUAAUUAAAAAAAAAGAGACUUACUGUCUUUAUAUCACCCCAAUAUGACUGUGGACACACUAUACCUGCACACAGUUCUGUCCAAACAAAAGAUGGUUUUCAUCAUAGGUGCCCUUUAAAUUGUAUCCUGGCUCUUCCAUGCUGUAUAAUGGUGUUGGGUAGUGUCUUAUGAAGUAGAUUGAUGUUUUGUAACAAAAAUACCUUGAAUAUUUAAAUUAUAAACUCAAAUCUCAGACUUCUGAUAGCUGCCGAAUGUGCGUCCUCAACAAUUCUUGACUGUUCUCUGACUCGACGUAUGAUAUGAUGCAAAAUGCAUUCAUAUCGAAAGUUCUGGUCAGAGUAGACAAAGGAGGAUAACUAAAGUGUAAAAUUAAAAAACGAGAUGCUAUAAUGUCAGAAGAUUUCAUUUUAAGAGAAGAGCUUCAAAUGUUUGCACAGCGGUAUUUGAUUAAACUGGAGAACCACAUCAUCAUGCUUCAUACAGUACGUCGAAUCAGACAAGAACUUGUUAAGUACUGGCAAUUCAAGAGUUUAGAAAUAGUUUUUGUUACAAAAACACAUCGAUCCACUUCAUGAGGCAUGCGUUAAGCCCCUGGUGGCCUAUGAGUAGGCCCACACGGAAUCUGCGCGCACAGAAAUCCACAGAUUUCCGCAGAUUUUUAGCCCAUCAUUGAGUCUAUAUAUUUACUUGUGUAAAUGUGUGUAAAUUUAUAUCUAUUCCGUUUUUAAAUUAAUUUCACUAAUUUUAUUGUGAUAUAAUAAUAGUAAUAUUAAGAUGUUCAUAUGAUUUAUUUACAAUACAGUUUGUAAAGUAAUAUUUUCUGUCUUUUAGUAGAAAUAUUAUAUGAGAGACUUGCUUUGUUUACCAAAUAAGUAGAUCCAAUUGGAUUUGCAUUGUAAACAUUAAAUAAAGGUUAAAAAUGUAUUCUUUUUUUAUUUCAUAUAUAUUAAGUUAGUUAUGAUACUCCUAAAAUCAUUCCGAAUAAAUCAGCAGAUUUUUUUACAAAAUUCUCCACAGAAUUAGCAAAAAACGUUAGCAGAUUCUGUCUGGCCAAAUUAGUUUUACUAUGCUUUUAGAAGCUUAAAAAAGGGCCACUAUUUAAAACUAUUAUACAGCACUAAAAAGCCAGGAUAACUACAGGUAAAACUACUGUGUUUUGAAAGAAGAAAGUCAAAUACACUGAGGAUGGCUUUUGGGGUGAGUAAUUUAUGGGUCAUUUUUCGGGUAUUUCCUCCUAAGUGUUGAUUCGGAUCAGUUCAGUGUUGAACAGUGUUUUUCAGUUCAACUCCUGAAAAUGACGAUGGUAUAAUGCAACUCAAUGCUGUUCAAGUUUCGUAGACAUCCAGUGAUGUGCCUUCAUAUCAAUACAUUUCAGACUUUCAUACAUUUUCAUAUUUUCAAUGCCUUAAUGGUGUUCAGCAACUUUAGCCCACCCAGUCACAGUGUGUAAGAAAAGAUACUAUGAUUUCUGAACAGCUGCAGAAGAUGCUUUUGUUUGUAUUGAACAAUAAGAAUAAUAAGAUGGGCUGAUCGGCAAACAUUAUAUUGUUUCUGGCGAUCGAGUGGAUUGUUUUGUAGACCUGUCACAAUGUAAUGCAGGCUUUGCAAAGAGGCUUUUAUUUGAGGAAGAUUAAAAAACAGCCUGCUGCAUAUGAGUCAGAAAGAGGGAAGGAAUGGUAAUGUGAAUAGCUAGAAGUAGAAUGUUUUACUAAAUUGACUUCAGGGAAAAAUGCUUCCUUUUGUCAGCAAGACACAUGCAGUUAAAGACAAAAUUAUUAACCCUCUUCCAAAGUUGCUAACUCCUGUGAAUUUUUAAAAAUUGUUUUUUUUUUAAUCCCAAUUGAUGUUUAACAGAGCAAGGAAUUUUUUAUGUUUUCAGCUUUUUGUCUUCCAAGCGUCCUAAUUCACCUGUUGAGCAUUUAAAUUUCACUUAAAGCCAAAAACUAGUAUCUUGCAAAAUAACUAGUAAAAUUUCAUGCACUAUUAUCACAGCAAAUACUAAAUAAAUAACUUACUAGAAAUUAGUUAUUAAAACUUGUUUAAAAAAAGUGUUGAAAUAAUCUUUAUUAAACAGCAUUUGGGAAAUAUUUGAAAAAGAAUUCAAAUUUCAAAGGACGGCUAAUAAUAUUGUCUUCAGCUGUAUAUGAUUUCUUUAUACAUUUUCUGUUUUAAGUUUAUUUUUUAUACUAUAUCUUUACACCAGAUCAUGACACUUUUGCAAUGUUUGCAAUUGAUUUUAGUUGUCCAGUGUAGUAUUUUACUAGAGCGUAGUACAAUUAUAAAUUGCAUGUUUCAGGAAAGAAAAUGUGAUGUGAAUGCGCAUAUCUUGGAGAUAUAUGUUUUGCAUUAAUAUGAGUAAAUAUGGGGUAAAUGUUGAUGCCUUCUUACUUAAAUUAGUAGUCAAGAACCCAUUUAAAGAAUAUACUGUAAUUCCUGAGGCAGAACAUGAUUUGUAAAAAAACCAAAAGUGGUGAAACCCAAAAGUGCCUUAAUGAAACUAUAAAUAUUUAAAAAUAAAUAUAUUAUUUUGAUUAAAGCUGCAAUGUGUAUCUUUUGGCAAACUAUUUCUCUCCGUUUAUUUGCCAAGCCACACAGUUCCUGGGCAGAUCUAAAAUAGUUCAAAUCUAAAUAUAUGCUUUGUGUUCUUCACAGUGAUUGUGGAUUAGACAAAUUCAGUUUGGAAAAAUCAUAAUUGUGUUCAAUUCUGAACAAAAACUGUUUACAUUCUGUAGCUUUAAAUGACAAAAGAUUAACACCAUGGUGCAUGUGUAUCAUAUUGUAUCAGUUUUCUACCUCUUUGUGAAGUAACAUUUUAAAGACAUUUGUAUUAUGCACGAUUUAACUUUUUGAAGCUAUAUUACAGUUCUAAAUUGCUUAUAAAUUGUACUUUUUUUAAUUGUAACUUGAUCAUAAUUCGUAUGAUAUAAAUAAACAUUUACACACCA
Danio aesculapii is the source of this 6175-nucleotide messenger RNA. RefSeq names its product beta-carotene oxygenase 2a (gene bco2a). The record is from RefSeq and is a predicted model, not a curated record. Bases 244 to 1962 code for a protein of 572 amino acids. Gene Ontology annotation, molecular function: carotenoid dioxygenase activity; beta-carotene 15,15'-dioxygenase activity. Lineage: Eukaryota; Metazoa; Chordata; Actinopteri; Cypriniformes; Danionidae. Gene Ontology annotation, cellular component: mitochondrion. The transcript has 13 exons. Gene Ontology annotation, biological process: carotene catabolic process; retinal metabolic process.